This is a messenger RNA of Eleginops maclovinus (Patagonian blennie), 3423 nucleotides long. It is a transcript of the gene rspo1, whose product is annotated as R-spondin 1. The coding region runs from base 1010 to 1846 and encodes 278 amino acids. The record is from RefSeq and is a predicted model, not a curated record. Lineage: Eukaryota; Metazoa; Chordata; Actinopteri; Perciformes; Eleginopidae. The transcript is spliced from 6 exons.
GUUCGUCACUCCUAAAAGGAUUUUAAAAGCGCAACUCGUUGGAGCUUCAUUGCAAACACGCAGCCUAACUUAAGAGGACGAAAUAAAAACUUUUGAGUGACUAAAAUCGUCGGAAUAUAUUAAUAUAUGUGUAUAUUUUUCAUGCGUAUAAUCUUUUACUGUAGGAAUUUUAAAUGAAUUUCACAUGCUCUGUCUUGUGCAUCUUCUGCACAGCCUGCAAGGAAGUAACCUCGAAAUUGUGAAAGAAGUGAAAGAAAUGAAAUCAUAUGUCUUUUUAAAGGAUGCCAGAGAAAAGUGGCAUGGGGGUAUCCUGUAGGAGGAGUUCUUUGUGACCAAACAAGUAACGGAUUUUCCCUUAUAAAAAAGGAAAUUGAGUCCGGACUGCUCAAUGAACAGCGUUAUUCGGAGCCCAGGCUGUACAGGUUGUGGUUCAAACAGAUCUGUUUUCACACAAAGUCAAGAACCUGCAUUCAUCUUUUUUCAAUCUGCGAGCUCAUAUUCUAUUUCCUCCUUAGAACAUCUUAAUAAGACACAUGCUUGUGAGCUCAGGCACUUAUUGACAGAAACCCUCCUCACACAGCGGGUUCCCUGCCUCCUUGCCAGCCCUCCCAGAGCUUCAUGGGUUGAACCACCAGUUCGACAAUCUCUCUCUCCUCCUGUUCAUCCUCCACACAAACCCCCAACCCCGCGCUGUCUGCUCCCUUUGCCAGUUCUACCACCGGCGUGAUGGCUUGUUGUGCCCAGGGCUUGUUUGGACUUGCAACCGCAGCAUCAUCCUCCACUACACAGACUUGCAGACACAGCAGCUACUAGAGUGAAAGAAAAAGAGAGGCAGAGGGGAGGAAAAGGAGAGACAGACAGAAAGAGAGGAAUACCAGAGGAGAGAGGGGGGGAUAAUCUGUCCCAACAGCAGAGGGAUCCACCUGUCCCAGAGAGGAAGGGGGCCCCCCCACCUGAUCCAUCUGGUCGCAGGGGGGGACCCUGCGUAGCCGUUAAGGCAACAGAGACUAUGCAGCUGGGACUGGUGGCGCUGGCAAUGAUCUUCCUCAGCUCCAUGGGUCACAGCGACGCUCUCAAGCUCUCCAAGGCGAGACGGCAUAGACGGGUUAGUACUGAGGGGCCACCAUCUUGCCCCAAAGGCUGCGAACGAUGCUCUGAGUAUAACGGCUGCAUCAAAUGCAGGCCCAAGCUCUUCAUCUUCCUGGAGCGCAAUGACAUCCGACAGAUAGGCGUGUGCCUCGCCUCCUGCCCCAUGGGAUAUUUUGGCAUGAGAAACCCAGAAGGCAACAACAGAUGCACUCAAUGUAAAAUAGACAAUUGUGAAGCAUGUUUCAAUCGACAUUUUUGCACAAAAUGUAAGGAGGGCUUGUAUUCACACAGUGGCCGAUGUUCUGUCAGCUGCCCUACAGGCCUGCAGCCGGUCAAUGAGACCAUGGAGUGUGUGGGUCAGCGUCCACCAGAAUGCGAACUUGGCGAGUGGAGCCCAUGGAGUUCCUGUAUGAAGAAGAACAAAACAUGUGGAUUUAAGAAAGGCUCGCAGUCCCGGGUUCGUUUGCCCCUUGUGCAGAUCCACAGCCCAGACACCUCCCCGGCCUCUGUACCCUCACAGACCUGUGCUUCACAGACGGAGAGAAUGAAGUGCAUUGUGACCAAGACGCCCUGUGUGAGAGAGAGGAAAAAUAAGGGAGACAGACAAGAUGAUACAAACAGGAGGGAGAAUGGACGAGUACGGGAAGGCAAAGACGGCAGCAGAGGAGGAGGAGGCGGAGGUGGUGGAGGGAAGCGGAGAAAAGGCCAGAGCAGGACCACUACGGCUCCCAGCAUCACAACCAGCUCCGUCAGCUAAGCUCCAUCACCUACUGGAUGGGGCUGAGAGAAAAAACAGAGACAAACAGAGCACCCUCCAUAGACAACGUUCAAAGUGAUGAAUUAAUGCUGCUAUGCAUUGUAAGAUGCAAAGAGAACUGGAGGAUUGCUUCAACACAAGAGUAUUCUGAGCUUUGUGAAUAGAUGAACAUUUCUGGAAGAUACUGGUGUCUAAGGGGUGUUCAGAAAGACUUGUUGAUUUUCUUUCUACUGUGAGGGAUCACUGCUGGACUGCUAAACCAUGUUGAGGAUUGCGAUUCAUGUCAUCAACCAAACCGAUGUCACUCUACAGAUUCCUGUGUUUCAAAUGCAGAACUCAAGCUGGAAGUCUGAUAAUGAAUGAAGGUUCUCUUCCCUCUCAUCUGGUCCAUGAUGUAUUUUGUUCCAGUCCGGUUUUAAUCACAAUCUGUUUUUCAUCUGUUUUCAUCUUUUUGAGAGGUGGCAGAUGGAUUUUCUCAAAAGCCGUUGUACAUGAUGUAAAGACAGUGAAUAGUAUUAAGUCUUUGUACCUUUAUUUCCCAUUGUGAGAUGAAACAAAAAAGAAAGGCACUGGAUAUCAUUUGUGGUUGUUGAGGGUAGAUGCUAGACAGUAUAUUAUUUUAAAUGAGGAAUUUAUUACAAAGCAAGCCUAAGAUGAAGGAGGAUUACUGGCUCAUAUCCUUCUUUGGACUCAACCUUCUUUCCAUUUGAUAGCUUAGUUGUUUGUUUAUAAUUAAAUGUUGGUGUUUGUAUCUAAAAAAUAACUCUGCACAGAAAACAAGGAAUAACAACCUGAGUAUUUGCAUGUGUACAAGGUUGCGUGUGCGUGUGUGUGUGUGUGUGUGUGUGUGUGUGUGUGUGUGUGUGUGUGUGUGUGUGUGUGUGUGUGUGUGUGUGUGUGUGUGUGUGUGUGUGUGUGUGUGUGUGUGUGUGUGUGUGUGUGUGUGUGUGUGUGUGUGUGUGUGUGUGUGUGUGUGUGUGAGUACUUUGUAUGCAUUUCUGCACGGUCAUCAAGUUGUUUGUCAAUGGAACUUUGUCGUUUGUACAUGUGUGUUUACGUUUGCACAUGUGUGUUAAUAUUGGUCUCAUAGAUUGAAGGAACAGGUUCUGGAAAUCAAAAGGAAGGAAAUGUAAAUGCACAGUGAUAUAUCGAAUAUGCAGUAACUACAAGCCACUGAUUAUCAUAUAAGCCAUCAAAUCAUCAGCUGCUCAGUUAUCAUUUCUGUUUGCAACAGGGUCUGACGAUUUUGCACAACUAUAAUGUUUCCUACUGCUCAAGUCUCAAUACAAUCAAAGCAUUUUACACAUUUAUACUCAUAAAGCUUCAGAAAAUGUCAGAUACAGAAAAAAGGGAUUCUUUCCCUUACAUUGUUUUCCAAGAGUCUGUUUGCUUGACACAAAAUAUUAGUUUCAGGAGAAGUUACACGCUACAUUAUUCAUUCAUACUAUGGAUUGUGAUACUGAAUAUGUCCAAUUGUGUUUAUCAUCAAACAUAAGAAGUAUUAGAGUCAUUAUGUAUAGCUUAUUCUGUGAAAGCCUCAAUAAAGUUCAGAGGAAGCUGAUGAAACUUCAGUCAUA